AUGUGGAACUAUAUUUUUGGCGGCAACAAGCAACAAAAGAAGGAGUUGCCGAAGAAGGCAAUCGUCGAGUUAAGGGAGCACAUCCAGAUGCUCAACAAGAAGCGUAGUCAUCUAGAAUCGCAGAUUGAAGAUCAGGACAAGCUUGCAAGAAAGCAUAUCGCCACAAACAAGGCAUUGGCAAAGAACGCAUUGAAGAGAAAGAAGGGAUAUGAGGGAAACUUGAUGAAGAUAGAGAAUCAGAUUGACUCUUUAGAAACACAGUUGACCGCUAUAGAAGGUGCCAACUUGAACUUGGAGACGAUGAAGGCCAUGAAGCAGGGCGCCCUGGCCAUGAAGCAAAUACACGGCGAGUACGAUGUGGACAAGGUCGAGAAUACUAUGGACGAUAUCCGCGAGCAGGUGGAGUUGGCAGACGAGAUUUCCGAAGCCAUCUCUCGGCCUGUGGGCGGCGAGUAUGUGGACGAGGACGAGUUGGACGAAGAGUUGGCUGCUUUGCAGGAAGAGGAACAGGAAGACAAGCAGAAGAACGCUCCUUCUCGUGUCCCAGCCCAGAAGGCACCAGCUGCGGAAGAGCCGGAGCUUCCAAACUUCCCUACAGUCAACAAGAACAAGCCAGAAGAGGAGGACGAAGACGAAGAGGCAUUGAAGGCUUUGCAAGCCGAGAUGGGUUUGUAA
Molecule: messenger RNA, 675 nt
Organism: Candidozyma haemuli
Lineage: Eukaryota; Fungi; Ascomycota; Pichiomycetes; Serinales; Metschnikowiaceae
Gene: SNF7
Product: ESCRT-III subunit protein
Exons: 1
Coding region: 1-675 (224 amino acids)
Biological process (GO): vesicle budding from membrane; late endosome to vacuole transport via multivesicular body sorting pathway
Cellular component (GO): cytoplasmic side of plasma membrane; multivesicular body; ESCRT III complex
Source: RefSeq, a predicted model, not a curated record